Molecule: messenger RNA, 6075 nt
Organism: Hyla sarda
Lineage: Eukaryota; Metazoa; Chordata; Amphibia; Anura; Hylidae
Gene: RAB22A
Product: RAB22A, member RAS oncogene family
Exons: 7
Coding region: 111-692 (193 amino acids)
Molecular function (GO): GTP binding; GTPase activity
Source: RefSeq, a predicted model, not a curated record
CGGUGCUGGGCGGGAUGGGGAGGCGGGCACGGCUGCUGUAGGGCCCGAGGAGGCCGAAGAUUUGCCUGUAGAGCCAGGGCUACCGCUAGAUCCUGGUGGGCAUAGAUGCCAUGGCACUGCGGGAGCUGAAGGUCUGCCUGCUGGGGGAUACGGGGGUUGGAAAGUCGAGCAUUGUCUGGCGGUUUGUAGAAGACAGCUUUGACCCCAACAUUAAUCCCACUAUUGGGGCCUCUUUUAUGACCAAGACAGUACAGUAUCAGAAUGAAUUGCACAAGUUUCUCAUAUGGGACACUGCUGGGCAGGAGCGGUUUCGAGCAUUAGCCCCAAUGUACUAUAGGGGAUCAGCGGCAGCCAUCAUAGUGUAUGACAUCACAAAAGAGGAAACCUUAGCGACGUUAAAAAACUGGGUAAAAGAGCUACGUCAGCAUGGACCCCCUAACAUAGUGGUGGCAAUAGCCGGGAACAAAUGUGACCUGAAUGAUGUCAGAGAAGUGCUGGAAAAAGAUGCCAAGGAUUAUGCUGACUCUAUCAAUGCUGUGUUUGUGGAGACAAGUGCUAAGAACGCCAUCAACAUCAAUGAGCUCUUCCUAGAAAUUAGUAGACGAAUACCCUCCAGUAACACCUGCGCCACAGCUGGGAGGGGAUUCAAGCUUCGAAGACAAUCCUCAGAGACUGAUCAUAGAUGCUGUUGACCACACGUGUAUGAACUGGUAGACAGGACUGUAUGGUCGGGGAGCCUCCACCGGACUGAUCACCACUAUGCACACAGUGUGUACGCUUCCUCCGCUACAAGCUUUGCACAGACGAUAUCUACUUUAAAGGGAAAAUGUUGCGCAUACACCGUCCUUCUUAUACUUUAUUAGGUGUAUUAUUGCAUAAUACUCCUAGGCGUAUACAGAAUCUGUGUUCUUACCCUCUUCUUCAAUUUUAACAAUUUAACCCAUGGUUUCCAUGUAUAUCCUUUAGAAGGACAUUGAGCUCCAAUGGAUUAGGAGAUAAUUACGGCCCGAUAGUUCAUCCGAAUCUCUUAGGUCCGUUUAUAUAGGAUAUCUUUAUAGAGGUGAUUUGCAUCUUAUUUAAUUUUCCUCCUCUCCGUUUGUAAGAUCUCUGCUUGCUGUUAGUGAAUGGCAACAUUCACUGUUUACAUCUAGAGACCGGAAUCCGGUCCUGAUCAUGGGCAUUGGCACGAUUGCUCGCUGGCGCAUAUUCAAAUGUGAGUUUUGCUGCAGAUCUGCAGGUAAUUCAUGGCAGGAUCUGCAUAUUUAUAAUGUAGUGUCUAAUGCGGAUUUCACCCUUUGCAUUGUGGGAGGUAAAAUCCACAGUAAAGUUCAAUAUAUAGGACAUAUUCCAGAUGUAAAGAAUCUUCCACUGAGCGUGAAUGGAGUUUUAUAGUCCACAUUCACUUGCAUUGUACUGUAAUUUUUUGCCGAACCUGCACUGAAACCUCACAACAAGUCUGCAGCAUCUAAACAUGCCCUCUACUCCAGGGUUUCACAACCAGUGUGCCUCCAGCUGUUGCAAAACUACAACUUCCAGCAUGCCCAGACAGCCAAAGGCUGUCCGGGCAUGCUGGAAGUUGUAGUUUUGCAACAGCUGGAGGCACAAUGGUUGGGAAACAAAGCUCUAGUCUAACAAGCCACUGAACUAUUACUAUCACUAUGCAGUAAUAAUGGCUUUGUUCACACUAGCGUCAUGCUUCUGUAUUAAUACAGAAAGCAUUAACAAUGCUGAUGGAUGCUACCGCUUCAAUCUGUCUCUCCAUUGACGCCAGUGGGAAAAAUAUUAGAACACCAGGUAGAAUAGUAUAGCAGGCUACGCUAUUUUACCUGCCAAGAAAAAUAACUUGAAUAAAUCCGACAAUUGUGCCAGAGGGAAAAAAAAAUCCCAUUGAGAUCAAUAGGGAUGGAAAUGUUAUUUUGGAAUAGAAUAACUAUUUAGUGUAAAUGGAGCCUAACUGGGGGUUGUAAAUAAGGCAUGGUAGGGCUUCUCAUUUAACUUCAAUAAUCCUCUCCAUCUGCAAGAUAUAAACCUUUUUUUAUUUAUUUUUUUCCAUAUGCAAAUGAGGCUUAAGUGCUUAGGGGCCGUCCCCUAGCAGGACAAGAGCCCAGAUAAGUCCAGGCCAUGUCUUCUUUAUCUAGUGGCUGCCUGUCAAAUAGAGGAGGCGGGUGAAAACAGACUUUGGGGUGGUGAUAAAGAGGAUUUAGCAGGACUUGGCUGGGCUCUUUCUUGCCGGGCUGGGGAAUGCCCCCUGGGCACUUGAGCUUUGUUUACAUAUUAUCAAAAAGGCUUAUAUCUCACCGAUAGUAAGGUCUAUUGAAAUAAAUAAAAAAAAGGCAUGCCCAGAAUCACGACAAGUAUCUCUCUCUAGCCAUGGCCUUCUUCACACCCCUGUUUUCCAGCUGACAGGUCCUUUUUACAAUGUCUUUGAAUCACAAAUCCCAGCAUGCUCUGACAGAUGCACUACAGUCUGCACACUUUAGUAUGUGGACAAAGUAUAGUCCAUUUUGUUUUAUUUGUGGAAAUACUUUAAUUUCUUAAAGGAAAUCUGGCACUAGUUUCAUCCGCACUAACAAGCAAAGCUGGCUGGUAGUGCGGGUGACACUGUUUAAAAUGAUACCUACCGUGCCCGGAUCUAUUUUUUAAGAGCCGAGGCAAGUGCUCUCUAUCACCCAAAGUGCAAAAGUGUCACACUAAAAAACGUGCACAAAGGAUGCGGUCUAUCGCUAAGCCCUUCUCCAACAGGAGUGAGGCCCCCCAACAAACCUACCCUUCACCUCCGGGCCAAAAGGCACCUGCAAGGAUCCAGGUUCGAUGCCCCUUUUCACCGAAGCUACUAAGGGGCCGAAAAUGCUCCUGGCUUCAACCUAGGAGUUAACCAGGGUAUCAGCCUAGGAGCUGUACACUGAUGGCAUCUUGACCGAAGCCAAGAUGCCCAGGGGUUGCAGGGAGGUGAGGAACCUAAUGGCCACACACACCUCCCCUAGACCUCCAGGAGGGACACCCAGAAGGGCUACCGCAUCCUGACAAUCCUGUGUACAAAGAAAAACACAGUGGCACAGUGACAUACAAAAAAAGAAUAAAUAAGUGAAUGAAGUGCAGAUAUACUGCCCGGUCAUCCGGCCGGAUCUAUAAAAAUUUCCCCCAUCCUAGCCAGAAGGCCGGGAUACCAAGGGUGAGUGCCAAAGGUGAAGAGUAAUGGUGCAGUGCGUUCACUCAGUGAGUUAUAACACCCAGUGAAUUUCGGCACCUCAGGCUCACCACUCCCCGAGGCACAGAAGUACCUCGGCUCUACACCCCUCUACCUCAUGGCGAGACCCGGAGGAAACCAGUCACAUCAGGACAGCCGUCGAGCUGAUUCCUCAGAACCAGCCCCGGAACGCCCCCCGGUACACCUGCUCCCUCCAUGCAGCAUCCAUCCCACAUCAAUGGCCAAAUCCUAAACCACUGAUGAGAACAGAUACUACACUUGAUCUUAGCCAAAAGGCAGGAUCUGAUGCUACAUUCCUGCAAUAUCGUUAUUUUUCUGAAUAUGUGAAUGAGCAGCCUGGAGCACGGGCAGGGGUACGAUCAUGGCCUUGGGUAUGGUGACGUCAUCAUUUUUCUUCCAGGCUUAUUAAUAUUCACUUCAUUUACCGCUGUCUAAGUGCCUACUGUGCAAAGCAAAACGACAACUCCCAGCAUGUCCGGCUGUCUGGGAACAUCGCUGAUGUCACAGUACCUCGGCCGCAAUCGUUACACCGCCUGUGCCCCAGACUGCUCAUUCACAUAUUCAGAAGAAUAAUAAUAUCGCCAGAACGCAGUGACAGAUCCGGGCACGUAGAUGUCAUUUUAAUCAGUGUCACCCGCACUACUGGCCAGUACCGCUGGUGCAGAUUAAACUAGUGACAGAUUUCCUUUAGGGUCUAGUCAGUAUCCAGCGUAGAUUUGAUGCGCACAAUUUGAUGUAAAGGAUUUUCUACUGUAAAUUUCAAUGCAAACCAAAAGACUAAACAAAUCCUGCACAAAAUCUGCGCAGGAUACUGUACGUGUGAAUAGACCCUUUAAGAUCUUCUCUCAUGAAGACAACCCCUGGGUGUAUAGAAUGCUAUAGUAGGGGGUGAUCUGCUUGACACCCUCCUCUACGAACCAGACUGGCACAACAUAUGUAAACAAUCUUGACAUAUAAGUGGCCACCAUGUAAUACUAUAUUUGCCCCACAUUAAAUUUCAAUAAGCUGUAGAUAUGAAUAGUCAAAGGGCAGGAGGGAAAAGAGCACUGUAUCUGUAUAAAGGGGGACUGGAAAGUAUUAGCAGUAUGUUUGCAACACUCACGAUCUCACGAAGUUUUGUGACCUCUUACAGGGAAGUAUCACUCUCAUUUGGGGACUCUGUUCCUCUUGUGUGCAUAUUUUAAGUGGUUUUAUUUGACUACUUUCAAUACUUACUUCUGUGUUGUUGAGAUUUUGUAAAAUUUCUAAGCUCUGCUAUUCUUUUCAAUUCUACUUGAUCUAUUUUCUUAAUACAUAAAGGGGGUGUCAGGUAUAGGCUUCUGAUUGUUGUGAAAAGGCUCCUCCAACAAUAAGCAGAGGGUGUUCAGUUACAUCUUUACCAGUGAUCAGCUGCAAUCUGUGGAGGAAUCUAAAAGAAAGUAUUCUAUUUUCCAGCAGCGCCACCACAGGUUAAUGAGUGAUAAUGUGAGUGAUAACUAAUAUGGCUUCCAGCUCCCUUGUUUGUCCAAUUGGUUUGCAUUUACAGGAUAAGCCAUACAUUUCUGGUAUCCGCAGAGGCCAUCUCUGGGGCCCACACCUAUCUCUGCAUCCAGGGUCCCCUGGCCCCCUCUAGAUCAGAUGUGACCGCCGGAGGUGGUUGAAAGCCAAAAACAGUUGAAUGGGCUGUUUUACAUAGAGGUUAGUUGGUGUUGCGUAAACAACAAAGCAUUGGGAGCUACAUUGUCCAGGCAGCUCCCGUCAAUGGCUAUUUUGUGAACAACAUAACUCAGCCAAUGCAACAGUUUUAGGCUUCCUGACCACCUUCAGAGGCUGAAACCAAGGUGUGGAUCCUAGAGGUGGCACCUGCAUCCAUCAGAUAUUUCUUGGACAUCCUGUGGUUAUGCCAUUAAUGGCCCAGAUGGGAGUCUCCCUGUAAGGUGCAUAUGCUUCAGUUUUAGGCACAAUAUACUGUUUUAUAAUGAAGUGGAGUGAAGUAGGAUAAGGUUAUAUACAGUAUGGGCAAUUCUGCUGAAUUUUGCACAUUGCUUUGAUCUAGUGGUGUUUGUGGAAGCGCAGUAAGUGAGAACCACUUUGAUUCUCUAUGUGGAGAACACUUCUUGUUGAUAUUUGCAUUAUGUCAGAUUUUCUAGUCCUUUCCAGUCAGUCAGUGGACGCCAAGCCUUGCUGUGUGAAGGCCAGAGAAUUCAGUAAUUGUCACCUUUAUUAAUGUUUAACGCAUUUGUAUUUACACAAGAUGUGUCAUAGUUACUAUGGCAGAUGUAGACCAAAUGGGUACUACGGUUACACAAAGGCUGCCAUGGCAAACCCCUAGAAAACUCAUGUAGAUUUAUCAAAUAGAUUUUCUUCCUUAGAUUCAAGCAAUCAGAUAGUUCAGAAGUCUAGAGUCUGGCAGCAAGUAUUCCGUUUCCCUGCGGCGCCACCAAUGGGGAAAUUAAACAUUACACAGCCCAGUAGCAUGGUCCACUGGAAAAAGAGCGAUAGAUGCUUAUUGUCAUUGAAGUAGAUGAGGGUUGUGAGUAAAGGAGGCCAUAUACCUUCAGUAGCUGUCGGCCGAACAUUCAUUUGGCUAACAGCUCUCCCAAUCUCACCGUUUACAGGUUUUCUCAAUGGAGAGAGUGGGGGUAACCAUUGCCACACAGUCCUGGCAGCAGCCUAUUUCUGUGAGGCAGUUUAGAUACAACGUGCCCCAUCCUUCUUUCCUCUGACAUGCUCUAUUUUGGGGGAGGCUGAGGAGGCCCCCAUAAACCUUGGCUGACUUUUGUAUGGGAACCUUUAGGGAACCCCUCUGAAGUAACUUAUAAAGUAUUAGAAUAUAGGGAUUUUAAAGGAGUAGUCUGGCACACACUUUUUCAUUUUAUCCCGUCCGG